This is a messenger RNA of Rotaria sordida, 543 nucleotides long. The record is from the annotation of a GenBank genome assembly. NCBI's taxonomy places the organism in Eukaryota, Metazoa, Rotifera, Eurotatoria, Philodinida, Philodinidae.
AUGAAACAAGCUUUCGGAAAUUCAAAUAAGGAAUUAUACGCUGAUUUAACUUUACAAGGUAUUGAAGCUAUUUCAAAAGUUUAUACGGUUAAUCCAAAACUUGAUAAAUCAAAAACAAGAAUUCAAAUUAAUGAUAAUGGUGAAAUUGAAACAAUUGAUGAUUGGAUGUUAGAAACUGAUGGAACUUCAUUAAAAAAUAUUGACGCUGUACGAAAAGCUAUUGAACGUGAAAUGAAUCAUGUUAUUUCAUUUGAUGGUUCUUAUGUUAAUUAUCGUCAUUUAGCUCUUCUUUAUGAUAUUAUGACAACUAAAAGACAUUUAAUGGAUAUAACAAGACAUGGAAUUAAUAGACAAGAUGUUGGACCUACAAUGAGAUGUUCUUUUGAAGAAAGUGUUGAUGUUUUAAUGGAAGCAGCGGCACAUGCAGAAUUUGAUUCAUUAAAAGGAGUUUCGGAAAAUAUUUUAUUAGGACAAUUAACUAAAAUUGCUACUGUAUCAUUUGAUUUAUUAUUAGAUGUUGAAAAAUGUUCAUCAACAAAAUAA